Molecule: messenger RNA, 4161 nt
Organism: Mastomys coucha (southern multimammate mouse)
Lineage: Eukaryota; Metazoa; Chordata; Mammalia; Rodentia; Muridae
Gene: Ptpn1
Product: protein tyrosine phosphatase non-receptor type 1
Exons: 9
Coding region: 171-1469 (432 amino acids)
Biological process (GO): protein dephosphorylation
Molecular function (GO): protein tyrosine phosphatase activity
Source: RefSeq, a predicted model, not a curated record
CUCGCGGCGAGGCGGGGGUGCGUACUUCCGGCUGCCGGCUUGACAUGCAGAAGCCGCUGCUGGGGAGGUUGGGGCUGCGGUGGUGGCGGGCAACGGGCCUCGGGACGCGGAGCGACGCGGCCUAGCGCGGCGGACUGCCGAGGGGACUCGGGCAGCCGACCCGUCCCGCCAUGGAGAUGGAGAAGGAGUUCGAGGAGAUCGACAAGGCUGGGAACUGGAUGGCUAUUUACCAGGAUAUUCGACACGAAGCCAGUGACUUCCCAUGCAAAGUAGCGAAACUUCCUAAGAACAAAAACCGGAACAGGUACCGAGAUGUCAGCCCUUUUGACCACAGUCGGAUCAAGUUGCACCAUGAAGAUAAUGACUAUAUCAAUGCCAGCUUGAUAAAAAUGGAAGAAGCGCAGAGGAGCUAUAUUCUCACCCAGGGCCCUUUACCAAACACAUGUGGUCACUUCUGGGAGAUGGUGUGGGAGCAGAAGAGCAGGGGCGUGGUCAUGCUCAACCGCAUCAUGGAGAAAGGCUCGCUAAAAUGUGCCCAGUAUUGGCCACAGAAAGAAGAAAAGGAGAUGGUCUUUGACGACACAAAUUUGAAGUUGACACUAAUCUGUGAAGAUGUCAAGUCAUAUUACACAGUACGACAGUUGGAGUUGGAAAACCUGGCUACCCAGGAGGCCCGAGAGAUCCUGCAUUUCCACUACACCACAUGGCCUGACUUUGGAGUCCCGGAGUCACCAGCCUCUUUCCUCAAUUUCCUAUUCAAAGUCCGAGAGUCGGGCUCGCUCAGCCCAGAGCACGGCCCCAUUGUGGUCCACUGCAGCGCUGGCAUCGGGAGGUCGGGGACCUUCUGUCUGGCUGACACCUGCCUCUUACUGAUGGACAAGAGGAAAGACCCAUCGUCUGUGGACAUCAAGAAAGUGCUGCUGGAGAUGCGCAGGUUCCGCAUGGGCCUCAUCCAGACGGCCGACCAGCUGCGCUUCUCCUACCUGGCUGUCAUUGAGGGUGCAAAGUUCAUUAUGGGCGACUCGUCAAUGCAGGAUCAGUGGAAGGAGCUCUCCCGUGAAGACCUGGAGCCACCACCUGAGCACGUUCCCCCACCUCCCCGGCCACCCAAACGCACACUGGAGCCUCAUAAUGGGAAGUGCAAGGGGCUCUUCUCCAAUCACCAGUGGGUGAGCGAGGAAACCUGUGAGGAUGAAGACAGCCUGGCCAGAGAGGAAGGCAGAGCCCCCUCAAGUGCCAUGUGCAGCGUGAGCAGCAUGAGUCAAGACACUGAAGUUAGGAGACGGAUGGUGGCUGGAGGUCUUCAAAGUGCUCAGGCAUCUGUCCCCACCAAGGAAGAGCUGUCCUCAACUGAGGAGGAACGAGAGGCGCACUGUCCAACUCCCUGGAAGCCCUUCCUGGUCAAUGUGUGCAUGGCCACGAUCCUGGCCACCGGCGCAUACUUCUGCUACCGGGUUUGUUUUCACUGACAGACAGGGAGGCAUGAGCGUGGUGGGCACUGCCACUGCCCAGCUUAGGAUUCGGUCUGCGGCGUCUGACCAGGUGUAGAGGGAACAACAGCCCGAAAGCCUGCGCUGGAACUGGAAGGGCCAGCCCCAGGAGGGGCAUCAGUGCACUGGGCUUUGAAGGAGCCCCUGGUCCCAAGAACAGAGUCUAAUCUCAGGGCCUUAACCUGUUCAGGAGAAGUAGAGGAAAUGCCAAAUACUCUUCUUGCUCUCGCCUCACUCCUCCCCUUUCUCUGGUUCGUUUGUUUUUGGAAAAAAAAAAAAAAAGAAUUACAACACAUUGUUGUUUUUAACAUUUAUAAAGGCAGGUUUUUGUUAUUUCUGGAGGAUAAAAAAAGAUGCUAGGCACUGGUGAGAUUCUCUUGUGCCCUUUGGCAUGUGGUCAGAUUCAUGAUUUCCAUUGAUUUCCAGGGAAAGGAUCCCGCUGCUCAGGACUGUAAAGUUCCUGCUGGCUUGGGCAGCCCUCACUGUGCACCCUGAGCUUGCAGGUGCCCAGGAGCCCCACCCUGUUGUGAGGAGGGCAGCUGCAUGCAGGGCAGCCCGACACUCAGGUGUCCCCUGGGGUUCCAUCAUCCUCCGUCUCCUCCCUCUUUGUGACCACAAUCUUGCAGAUGGCCCAGCCCUCACCACCCCAUCCCUGUAAAUGGGUUUCCCUGAGAGCCUUGCGUCAGGGUCAGAGGUGGCUGCCAGCCUUAGUGCUGGGGUUUCCAUUUCAUUUGGAAAGUCAUUACUACUUUGUGUAGAAGCCACUCCACUGAGGUGCAAGCCAGACUGGUAAAGGAGGAAAGAGCCUUGGUGUCAUGGAUGCCACUCGGCAGGACCUGUACCAACCUCUGAAACACUCAGUCCUGGUCCAGUGAACAUCCUUGAAGGCAAAGACUUUUCCUGAGUGCUGAUUUUCAGUCUGGACCCAUAAACACCACCGGGAGCUUACCACGCUGCCUUCGACGCUGGUGUGGCUGAGGCUGUGGGAGCGCUGUGGGCACAGCCAGUGCAGUUGCUUUUGUGAGUUGCUGCCCAGGAGCUUAGCCGGCUCUCCUGCCUCCAGGCUGCAGGCCACAGUGGCCAUGGUGGCCGGCCGGAGAGCGAGCUGCGAUGGAGGCUUGUUCACGUGGAGCCACCUUCCCAGGCCGUGCAUCUCCCUUCCUGCUUUACUUUCCGCUUCCUUCCCGGAGGAGCAAGCCCACCAUCAUGAGGAGUGCAAUGGAGCGGCAGGGUUAGAGCAGCGUGCAGCGUGAGGCCUGCCCUCCGGAGGAGCCACUCUACUCUUAUUUAUUCACUUUGCCCAGAGGCGGCCCCCGCGUGAGCAUACUCUGAAACUGACCUUGUAAGGUGUCUACCUGCACCCAGGACUGUCAGGUACAGGAACAGGUCAGUCCUAGGAUUGAGGCAGGAGUGCAGGACUGACAAGAGUCACUGUGUGGCCAGUGCUGGGGCCAGGAGCUGGAGCAGUCUUCAGGAGCAUAGGACAGUGGUGUGGCGCAAAGUCCCUGUGGCUACUGAUGGGAUGUGCAUGAUGGAGGCUGGACUUUCUGUCCACGACCUUCUAGAUCCCAUUCCCGCCUCUGCCUUCCUUGUAAGUUAGAAAAAUCAGCUCCUGUCCUGGUAGUGCCAUGUGCUUGACAUGGAAAACUUAGAAGCCUGCUCACUGCCAAGCACUUCUCGUGCUCUGACCAGAAGUGGCCAUCGCUGAGUAACCACUGAGUGAGAGCAGUGCUGUCCAGUGCAGAUGCCACCUGACUCCUGGCAGGACACUUCAGGCUUCUGGCCUACCCCACCACGCCUCGCUGGAUCUCAGACAUUCCACACUCACACCUCAUUCCCUGGAUACUUAGGCAAGCAGGGCCUUUCCACCUCUGGGAUCAGCCCCUCCAUUCCAAGUUCAUGGCAUUCUGGAGCAGGCUGGGACUGGAAGCAAGGCAGCUUGUGAGAAGCACCCUCCUGGGGAGAGUGUGGUGACAGUCCUUACAGUCAGCCUGCUGCCCUUGCUGGCCCAGGUCACCUUGCCCAGAAGUGUGCGGCUCUUGAGCCUGGGAGAGACUGAUGAUGGUGCUCAUGACUCUUCUGUGAGGGGACUUAACCUCCACAUUGGGUGGCUUUUUUAAAAUAAGCGAAGGCAGCUGGAACUCCAAACUGCCUCUUGCCAGCAUUUCACAUUUUGCCUUUCACCCAGAGAAGCCAGCACAGAGCCACUGGGGAACGGUGAUGGCCUCGCCUGUAGAGCCUGAGGAGGUGGCACAGCCAGGGUCCAGGCUGGGAGCAGUCAGCAGUGGGCUGUCUGGAGUAGUGCGGUGUAUACAGCAGCCUUAGAGGUGGCUAUCCUGGAGAACAGGCGCUCUGCCCUGUCGCCCCUGUUGGAGGUAGCAAGCUGCUGUAUGCCUUAAGUCAAUAUUUACUCAGCAGGGCGUGUCUCUCUCUCUCUCUCUCUCUCUCUCUUUCUCUCUCUCUCUCUGUCUUUAAAUGGCCAUAGAAUAAACCAUUUUUACAAAAAUAAAAACCAACAAAAAAAAGUGUUCUGGAAUAAUACCUUUGCAGGUGUGUGGGGUGUCUCAGGGUCUUCUGUGACUUCACAGAACUGUCUGACUGCACCAUUUCCAACUUGCUGUCUCACUAAUGGGUCUGCAUUAGUUGCAACAAUAAAUGUUUUUAAAGAACA